This is a messenger RNA of Scleropages formosus (Asian bonytongue), 1431 nucleotides long. RefSeq names its product dual adaptor of phosphotyrosine and 3-phosphoinositides (gene dapp1). The record is from RefSeq and is a predicted model, not a curated record. The transcript is spliced from 9 exons. Bases 52 to 819 code for a protein of 255 amino acids. NCBI's taxonomy places the organism in Eukaryota, Metazoa, Chordata, Actinopteri, Osteoglossiformes, Osteoglossidae.
GAUAUCAAAGAUCAGCAGCAGCACGGAGAAACGAGUUGUGACAUUACAACGAUGAGUGACGGCAGCUCUCUCCGCAGCGACACCACUCACAGUCACUUGGAGGACGAGCUGGAAACACUGGGGUGGUACCAUUAUGACUUGUCUCGCCAUGCUGCUGAGGCUUUGCUUCUUUCCAAUGGCCGUGAUGGCAGCUAUCUCCUACGGAACAGCAAUGAAGGACCUGCGUUUUUUGCCUUGUCUGUCAGGGCCAAGGAUUCAGUGAAGCACUUUCACGUAAUCCGAAAGGACAACCGCUACUGCUUCGGCUUCAACACAUUCCCAUCCUUGAAGGACUUUGUGAAGCACUUCGCCAACCAGCCCCUUGUGGGCAGCGAGACAGGGACCCUGAUAGUGUUGAAGUGCCCGUACCCCAGAGCAGUUGAGGAGCCGUCCAUCUAUGAAUCUGUGCGGGUACACACGGCAAUGAAGACCGGGCGAACAGAGAACGACCUGGUGCCUGAUGCUCCCUCGUUGGGUACGAAGGAGGGUUACCUGGUGAAGCAGGGUGCUAUAGUCAAGAACUGGAAGAUGAGGUGGUUCACCUUGAACAGGAACGAGCUCAAAUAUUUCAAAGACAAAAUGUUUGAUGAACCUAUUCGAACCUUGGAUUUAACUGCAUGUUCUGCCGUGCAGUUUGAUUACUCCCAGGAGAGAGUUAACUGCUUCUGUUUGGUGUUUCCUGAGAGAACCUUCUACCUCUGUGCCAAGACUGGUGUGGAGGCUGAUGAGUGGAUCAAGAUCCUGCGUUGGAAGCUGUCACAGAUAAGAAAAGGUAGAUGACAAAGAAGAAAAACUUGAUGUCAGAAGGGAACUCCAGCAAGGAGAACACAGGUGUAUAAUGGUUCAAGCGAGACUAGUCAUUUACACUGGCACCAAGGCCUUCACAGCAGCUUUCACAUUAUAAAGGCUGGUCUCUUGCGUCACAAUGAAGCCUUUGGACAUCUUUAACUGCUCACAGUGGAACUGAAACCAGCUACAAUGGUGUCACAAGAGUUAAGGGGAUUUCUGUAAUGGCGACCCUGAAAGAGUUCUAAGCACUGCAGACUUUGUCUGAUGAAGGUGGUGGUUUGGGAAUAUGAAUAUCAUUGCUUCAGUGCUACUGCUUGAAUUAGUGCUUAUUCUUUAAGCUUAUUUAUUUUAUACAGUUUUAAUUAGUCCACUUUGUGUGCUUAUCAACCAUCUUUUGUGUUAUAUGUGGUUCCUGUUGACAUCAUGUACUCUGAUAUUCUGACAAAAGAUAUUUUCAAUCUUGGUAAACUGAGGAAUUAGUCAUGCUUGUUCAUCAAAACAUGUCACAGAGACAGAGAAAUGUAUUUAUUAUGUAUUUUUAGUUUUGAUUGAUCAGUUAUAAAGAUCCUUUUUGUUUUAUGUUCAAUAUAUAAAAUGUGUUUG